Messenger RNA from Paramecium octaurelia, 941 nucleotides. The record is from the annotation of a GenBank genome assembly. NCBI's taxonomy places the organism in Eukaryota, Ciliophora, Oligohymenophorea, Peniculida, Parameciidae.
UUUAACUACUUCAAAUGAUCUAUUCUCAACAUCCAUAUGAUUAACCUAUCAGGUAAUUUCAAAUUUUUAUAAUCAGUGCUAUCCCUCAGGGUUACCCCAUGUAUUAUUAGCAUUAUCAUCCAUACCCAGCACCUUUUGAAUCAUAUCAAGUAUUAUCAAAUGUGAUACCUAUUACUGAGCCAUUACCAUAAGCAAUUAUUUAUCCACAGGAAACAGUAAUUGAAAGAUAUCCUCCUUUAUAAAUGCCCAAAAAAAUUGAUGUGGAAUAUAUUCAAAAAGAAAAAAGAAAAAAUUUUUACAAUUUAGAUAACAAUCCAUAUUUAUUUACAUCUGCAAGAGCCAGAAAUUAUUCGCAAUAAUUACCACCUUAAAGUUAUUAAUAAUAAUCUAAUGAUGCACACUAAGUUUAAUUUUAGACUAAUAGAAUGGAAAAUACUUAAAGAAUAUUCGACCCCUAAAUUUAAUCAAACUAACAGAGAGAUCUGAGAGUAUCUGAAUCAACAAGAUAAUUUUACCCACCUCAAUAAUAAUCCAUUAAUGAUUAAAUUGAUUAGAGACUAAGGAAUACAUAACAAUACCCAAUAUCAAAUAUUCAAUAAUCCAAAAUACUUGAAUAAAAAGAUUAUUAUAUUCAAUCUUAGAACAUACCUAUUUAGGAAUAUGUACAACCAAUUUAAACUUAAAGUUUACAUCCUUAAUAUUAAGUUACUGCACAAUUUUAGCCAUUAUAAUCCAAAAGUCUAAAUGAUUAAACCGGAAGAUAAUUGAAUGAAUCAAAACCUCCUAUCAUUCAGUCAACAAUUGUAAUUUAUAAAUAAUAUAAAUAGCAAUACAAUGCACCAAAAUAAAGGCCAGGACCCAGUCUAAACUUAAAUCAAUAUAAAUCAGCAAGUUAAAGCCUUUCACAAUCUAAAUUAAGGAGAUCUAAAAUUUUCGAUUGA